UCAUGGGUCAUGGGCUCCUUACCUCUCUUUGUAAAUGGGCCAAUCUUGGCCUGUACCUCUCUUUGUAAGGGUUUUCUGAAUUCGGAUUCUCCAACUCCUGAGGCUCCUCUGUUUUCUCGUUGCUCAGUCCCGAUCAGAAACAAAAUUCCUGAAAAAAAAUAAAGAAAAAGAGAAAAAAAUGCUGUCUCCAAAGCAAAAGAGUGAAGCUGAAGGUGAAGCUUCAGAGCAAGAUAGUUCAAACGACGGCCGUGCCGGUUUCUUCAAUAUAUAUGGACCUCAAGCGAAAUCAGAAGUUGUUUUCAAGAUGCCUGAAGCUAAUUCUACCCUGAACUUGCAAGACGUUCAAGGCCUUGUAACUUGGGUUCUUGCUGAAGGAUUCAUGCCCUCCUGGGUAUUCAUUAAGAACAAACCGUUGAUUCCAAAAGUAGUCAUGCUUUACCUGCCGGGCCUGGAUGCUUCUUUGUACUUAUCACAGUCCAAACUACUUACUGGUUUUAAAGAAUUCUGUGGCAAUCCGAGGGCACUUUUAGCCCUUAGUUGUGUAGCAGAUAGUAUGCAGACAAUAGACUCACUGCUAACAUGCAAGUUGAAAAGAAAGAGAAAUGAGCUUGAUUCAAUGAAGAAAUCUACCCAGACAUCAGAACAAGUUACGGAUAAUCCAUCUUCUGUGGAACUCUUGAAAGAUCUACCAUUCCCCAUUACAUAUUAUACACUGAUGGCAAAAGAAUUGGAAGAGAAUGGAUAUUGUCUCAAUCAACCAGGCUUUCUAUCUACUACUCCUGCUCCUUUGGGAUCUUCUCCCUACGAAAUAUUGGCGCUUGACUGUGAGAUGUGUGUCACAAAUGAGGGUUUUGAGCUCACAAGAAUAACACUAGUGGAUAUGAAAGGCCAGGUUGUUUUAGACAAAUUGGUUAAACCUUCAAAUGCCAUUGUGGAUUACAACACCAGGUUUAGUGGAAUUACAUGCGAGAUGUUGAGUGGAGUAACUACAAGUCUUAAAGAUAUCCAGGAAGAAUUUCUAAAGCUGGUUUACAAAGAGACCAUUCUAGUUGGGCAUUCCUUGGAGAAUGACUUAUUAGCUUUGAAGAUUUCCCAUGGUUCGGUGAUUGAUACUGCAGUACUAUACAAACACCCAAGGGGUGGAUCUUUUAAAACUGCUCUUAGAGUUCUUGCCAAGAGAUUUCUUUCUAGGGAGAUACAACAGUCAGGAACUGGACAUGACAGUAUUGAAGAUGCAAGAGCUACUAUGGAGCUGGCACUUUUGAAGAUCAGAAAUGGACCUGAUUUUGGUUCUCCUCCAUCAUUUAUGCGGAGAAAGCUUCUUACGGUUUUGAGUGAGUGUGGAAAAACUUCCUCUCUUAUUGACGAUGUUUCAGUAGUCAAGAGGUAUGCUUCUGAGUCAUCCCAUGCAAUGCCGGUGUCUUCUGAUGAUGAAGCUCUUUUAAAGGCUAGAAAGGAGGUGAAGAACGAUCGGGUACAAUUUGUCUGGACUCAGUUCUCAGAAUUAUAUUCGUAUUUCAAGAAACAAGUAGAGGAUGAAGCAAAUCUGAACGGAAAACUUGCAGAGAUGAUAUCAUUGGUUACAUGCGAUAAGAAGCCUGCUAACACGAAAGACAUUAAAAGUGGUGUUUCAUCUGAAUUGAAGGAAAUUCUAACCCGUACGGAUGCCAGAGUUCGUAGUCUCUGUGCUGCAUUACCCACUAAUACUAUGCUUAUAAUUUGCUCUGGACAUGGAGACACUGCUAUUGUCCAAAGAGUAAGGAAAAUGCUCAGAGAGCAGAGUGAAACGUCAUUGUGCCGCGAGAAGAUUGUUAAGGUAUUGGAAGAGCUUCAGGCUCAAGCUGAAGUUGCAUUGUGUUUUGUUGGCGUGAAGCAUUGAGUAUACAUGGAUGGCGCUGAUACAACUAUCAAGCGUUUACAGUUUUGAUGUAUAACAGUUAUUAUUUAAAUGUAUUUUAUGAAGUGAAGUAUUGUUAUUCAAUGGAAAUUUUAUGCAGUUCUAUUCGCUUC
Pistacia vera is the source of this 2010-nucleotide messenger RNA. RefSeq names its product small RNA degrading nuclease 5. Gene Ontology annotation, cellular component: nucleus. Bases 179 to 1879 code for a protein of 566 amino acids. The transcript has 14 exons. The record is from RefSeq and is a predicted model, not a curated record. NCBI's taxonomy places the organism in Eukaryota, Viridiplantae, Streptophyta, Magnoliopsida, Sapindales, Anacardiaceae. Gene Ontology annotation, molecular function: exonuclease activity; nucleic acid binding.